AUGUCAGGUUCUGGGUAUGACGCCGUCGUGGACGUCGACGAUGAGGGUGACCUCGGCCAUACGGAUCUUCAGGAUGAUCUCGAAUUUCACAGUUCCAAUUUUGCAGAUACGACUCCAGGAACUCGUAAACCGCCCGCGUCCGGCCUCCCUCCCCCGGCGACAGCAUCAUCCGGCUCCUCCAAGCGCUUCCUCUGGAGUCUAAACUUUUACGCCCAGUACUUCGAUGUCGAUACAUCAGCCGUUCUCUCCCGCUGCUGGGCUGCCCUUUUCCCGCGUGCCAACUUCCUUGAUGUUCUUGAGGGCAACCCUGAUCUCUACGGCCCGUUCUGGAUUGCCACGACCGUCGUCCUGAUUCUCUUCCUUGGCGGCACAAUCAGCCAGUACCUAUCUAGUACCGGUACCGGACCGUUUGCCUACGACUUCAAGCUUCUAAGCGGUGCCGCCGGCCUCAUAUAUGGUUACACGCUCUUCGUCCCUGUAGGGCUGUACCUCGCUCUGCGCUACUUUGGCUCCGAAUCGGCCAAUCUUCUCGAGUGCUGGGCCCUUUACGGCUACGCCAAUCUCAUCUGGAUCCCCGUUGCCCUCAUCAGUUGGUCGCCCAUUAACAUCCUCAACUGGGUUUUUGUCGCCGUCGGUUGUGGCCUUUCCGUCGCCUUCCUUCUACGCAACUUGUAUCCCGUUCUUAGCGCGACAGACCACCAAACAAGCAAGAUCCUGCUUGUCAUUGUCGUCGCCCUUCACCUUGGCCUAUCAUUAGCCAUCAAGAUCCUCUUCUUCGCCCACGGAAGCCCUGUAGCGAGCCCUCCAGCCCAGCCCCCCGCUGCCGCGCCACCUGCUGAAGGACAACCACCUAAGCCUGCUUUCUUCUGA
Molecule: messenger RNA, 870 nt
Organism: Colletotrichum truncatum
Lineage: Eukaryota; Fungi; Ascomycota; Sordariomycetes; Glomerellales; Glomerellaceae
Product: yip1 domain family
Biological process (GO): vesicle-mediated transport
Cellular component (GO): membrane; Golgi apparatus
Molecular function (GO): small GTPase binding
Source: RefSeq, a predicted model, not a curated record